AUGUGGGUCCGGGUUACCAACUGACGGAGUUUGGAGUAAGGCCGCGUACAAUUCUUCGCGCUUAACAGUUUUCCUUGGACCCUACGAACUUCUUUUCUAAGAAACCUAAAGGAAAUUCUGAGGCUUCAGAGCCAUCUUCUUUAGCAUAUUCCUUCCCAGGAGCACUCAAGAAGCCUGGUUUAGGGUUUGCUCAUCCCGGUGGUUGGGACUACGUUUCCCAGGAGGCAUCGCGAACAAAUGCUCGGACUCUAUUUCCCAGAGUUCCCGAGCAUCGGCAGUACCAGACUGUCUUCCCUGAGGGCGUUGGAGACUUCAGGGCCAAGAUGGCGACAGGAACGGGUAGUAAAACACAAGCUGCUGAGUACUGGCCCUACAGAGCCAUGGUCCAUCCGAGAGAAGCUCUGUUUAGCCUCAUCAGUUAUGAGGAGUGGAGAUCAAAAUUGGGUAUCAGUUAGCAGAGCAAUCAAGCCGUUUGCAGAACCUGGCCGCCCUCCAGACUGGUUCUCUCAAAAACAUUGUGCUUCCCAGUACUCAGAGCUUCUAGAGACCACUGAGACCCCAAAACGGAAACGGGGUGAAAAGGGAGAAGUGGUCGAAACAGUUGAAGAUGUCAUUGUUCGGAAAUUGACUGCUGAACGAGUUGAGGAACUAAAGAAAGUGAUAAAGGAAACCCAAGAAAAAUACAGACGGCUGAAAAGAGAUGCAGAACUAAUUCAAGCUGGGCACAUGGACAGCAAACUGGAUGAGCUUUGCAAUGACAUUGUGAUGAAAAAGAAAUUGGAGGAAGAGGAGGCUGAAGUAAAGAGGAAGGCUACGGAUGCUGCAUAUCAGGCUCGUCAAGCAGUAAAAACACCCCCUCGGAGAUUACCCACUGUGAUGGUCCGCUCUCCUAUAGAUUCUGCCUCCCCAGGAGGUGAUUAUCCACUUGGAGACUUGACUGCAACCACUAUGGAAGAGGCCACCUCUGGAGUAACCCCUGGGACUUUGCCGAGUACCCCAGUCACCUCGUUUCCUGGGAUUCCUGACACCCUUCCUCCAGGCUCUGCACCCUUAGAAGCCCCCAUGACCCCAGUAACAGAUGAUUCACCCCAGAAAAAGAUGCUUGGACAGAAAGCAACUCCACCCCCCUCCCCUCUGCUGUCAGAGCUCUUGAAGAAGGGCAGCCUCCUGCCUACUAGCCCCAGACUGGUCAAUGAGAGUGAAAUGGCUGUGGCUUCUGGCCACUUGAACAGUACAGGUGUCCUCCUGGAGGUAGGCGGGGUUCUUCCCAUGAUACAUGGUGGGGAAAUGCAGCAAACACCCAACACUGUUGCGGCCUCCCCUGCUGCCUCAGGUGCUCCCACUCUUUCCCGGCUUUUAGAAGCUGGUCCUACACAGUUCACCACUCCUCUUGCUUCCUUCACUACUGUUGCCAGUGAACCUCCAGUUAAACUUGUGCCACCCCCUGUAGAAUCUGUGUCCCAGGCUACCAUUGUCAUGAUGCCUGCGCUGCCAGCACCAUCCUCUGCUCCGGCUGUCUCCACUCCUGAGAGUGUAGCUCCAGUGAGUCAGCCUGACACUUGUGUCCCCAUGGAGGCUGUGGGGGACCCACAUACUGUGACUGUUUCCAUGGAUAGCAGCGAAAUUUCCAUGAUCAUCAAUUCUAUCAAAGAAGAGUGUUUCCGAUCAGGGGUAGCAGAGGCCCCUGGGGGAUCAAAGGCUCCCAGUAUAGAUGGGAAGGAAGAUUUAGAUCUGGCUGAGAAGAUGGAUAUUGCUGUGUCCUACACAGGUGAAGAGCUGGACUUUGAGACUGUUGGAGACAUCAUUGCCAUCAUUGAGGACAAGGUAGAUGAUCAUCCUGAAGUGCUGGAUGUGGCAGCAGUAGAAGCGGCACUGUCAUUCUGUGAAGAGAAUGAUGAUCCCCAGUCCCUACCUGGCCCCUGGGAGCACCCUAUCCAGCAGGAGCGGGACAAGCCAGUAUCUCUCCCUGCACCAGAGAUGACAGUCAAGCAAGAAAGGCUGGACUUUGAGGAAACAGAAAACAAAGGAAUCCAUGAACUGGUAGACAUCAGGGAGCCCAGUGUUGAGAUUAAAAUGGAGCCUGCAGAACCAGAACAAGGCCUCUCGGGUCCUGAAAUAGUAGCUGGAGUUGUUCCAGCCACAAGUAUGGAGCCACCAGCACUCAGGAGUCAGGACUUAGAUGAGGAACCCAGAAGUAUUGCCACUGGAGAGAUGACUGAAGCAGAUGUUUCCAGUGGGAAAGGCGAUGAGACUGCACUUACAACUGUGAAGACAGAGGCAUCCCCUGAAAGCAUGUUGUCUCCAUCACAUGGCUCCAAUCCCAUCGAAGAUCCUUUAGAGGCAGAGGCUCAGCACAAGUUUGAAAUGUCAGACUCAUUGAAAGAAGAAUCAGGGACUAUUUUUGGAAGCCAGAUAAAGGAUGCCCCAGGUGAGGAUGAGGAGGAAGAUGGAGUCAGUGAAGCGGCCAGCCUAGAGGAGGCUAAGGAAGAAGAUCAAGGAGAAGGCUAUUUGUCAGAAAUGGAUAAUGAACCCCCUGUGAGCGAGAGUGAUGAUGGCUUUAGCAUUCACAAUGCUACUCUGCAGUCCCAUACACUGGCAGACUCCAUCCCCAGCAGCCCUGCGUCUUCACAGUUCUCUGUCUGUAGUGAAGAUCAGGAAGCUAUUCAGGCACAGAAAAUUUGGAAGAAAGCUAUCAUGCUUGUAUGGAGAGCUGCAGCUAAUCAUAGAUAUGCCAAUGUCUUCCUGCAGCCUGUUACAGAUGAUAUAGCACCUGGCUACCAUAGCAUUGUACAGAGGCCUAUGGAUUUGUCAACUAUUAAGAAAAACAUUGAAAAUGGACUGAUCCGCAGCACAGCUGAAUUUCAGCGUGAUAUUAUGCUGAUGUUCCAGAAUGCUGUAAUGUAUAAUAGCUCGGACCAUGAUGUCUAUCAUAUGGCAGUAGAAAUGCAGCGAGAUGUCUUAGAGCAGAUUCAGCAAUUCCUGGCCACACAGUUGAUUAUGCAGACAUCUGAAUCUGGAAUCAGUGCUAAAAGUCUUCGAGGGAGAGAUUCUACCCGCAAACAGGAUUCUUCAGAGAAGAUGGGGCGUGAGUGGGUUUGGUUCGAUUCGGAGCAAGACUAUCCCAAUGACUCUGAGCUGAGCAACGACUGCAGGUCCCUCUUCAGCUCAUGGGAUUCCAGUCUGGAUCUUGAUGUGGGCAGCUGGAGAGAAACUGAGGAGCCAGGGGCUGAGGAACUAGAGGAAAGCAGCCCAGGGAGAGAACCUAGUGAGCUGCUUGUGGGGGACGGAGGCAGUGAGGAAUCUCAGGAAGAGGCAGAGCAAGUCAGCCGUCAGAAUCUCCUCCACUUUCUUUCUGAGGUUGCUUAUUUAAUGGAGCCAUUGUGCAUUAGCAGUAAAGAAUCAAGUGAAGGUUGCUGUCUUUCAUCUGGUACCAGACAACAAAAGGGAAGGGAAAUGGAAGCUACUGAAGGAGAAGAGUCAUGCAGAAAGCCUGAACAGCCUUCAGCUAGGGUAGACCCCUUGGUAGCUAAGAAGUCACUGGAAGAAAAUGGAAGGCCAGAGGUGACUUCAGCUCCCUCAGAGAUUUAUGCAAUUCAGCGACUAUCCAUGGAGAGUGAAGAGGGGGAGGUUCAUCAAGAAUCCAAAGAGGAGGACCAGGGUGAAGGGUAUGUGUCAGAGAUGGAAGACCAGCCCUCUUCAGGUGAGUGUGAUGAUGGUUUCAGCAUUCAGGAGACUCCUCUGGUGGACAUCCUUUUCAGCCGUGCUACUUCUUCAAAGUUGUCUGAUCUAGGCCAGAGUGACCCUGUUCAGGAUCACUUGUUAUUUAAAAAAACUUUCCUGCCAGUCUGGAAGAUGAUUGCCAGUCACAGGUUCAGCAGUCCUUUUCUGAAGCCUGUGUCAGAAAGGCAGGCCCCAGGAUACAAGGAUGUGGUGAAAAGACCCAUGGACUUAACUAGCCUGAAAAGGAAUCUGUCUAAGGGACGGAUUUGCACCAUGGCUCAGUUCCAGCGGGACCUGAUGCUGAUGUUCCAGAAUGCUGUGAUGUACAAUGACUCUGAUCACCAUGUGUACCAUAUGGCUGUGGAGAUGCAGCGAGAAGUCUUGGAGCAGAUUCAGGUGCUGAGUAUUUGGUUAGACAAAAGGAGAGACUUAAAUAGUUUGGAAUGAGAACCAGCCAACCCUGUGGAUGAUGGAAAACCUCUUUUGUUAACCAGGAGCUGCUGUCCUGACCUUUUCUGGAUUUGGGACCUUUUAUGGAUACUCAGAAGAUCCCAGUAUUUGUUUACCAGUUUUCUGUUGUCUUUUCUAGUAAGAAAAAUGUGUUAACUCACAACCAAGGAGUCAAAGGUGUCUGUAGACAUAAUAUAAAAUGGGGAAAGCUGAGAUUUGGGGUUAUGCCAUAAAUGUUGCUCACUUCUUUGUUCCAUAGGCUUGAUUUAGAUGUAACUAAAUUAAGC
This is a messenger RNA of Ailuropoda melanoleuca (giant panda), 4457 nucleotides long. RefSeq names its product bromodomain containing 8 (gene BRD8). The record is from RefSeq and is a predicted model, not a curated record. The coding region runs from base 238 to 4167 and encodes 1309 amino acids. The transcript has 27 exons. Gene Ontology annotation, cellular component: NuA4 histone acetyltransferase complex. Gene Ontology annotation, molecular function: protein binding. NCBI's taxonomy places the organism in Eukaryota, Metazoa, Chordata, Mammalia, Carnivora, Ursidae.